This is a messenger RNA of Pangasianodon hypophthalmus (striped catfish), 7353 nucleotides long. It is a transcript of the gene arhgap31, whose product is annotated as Rho GTPase activating protein 31. Gene Ontology annotation, molecular function: GTPase activator activity. Lineage: Eukaryota; Metazoa; Chordata; Actinopteri; Siluriformes; Pangasiidae. The transcript is spliced from 12 exons. Gene Ontology annotation, biological process: small GTPase-mediated signal transduction. The record is from RefSeq and is a predicted model, not a curated record. The coding region runs from base 709 to 4911 and encodes 1400 amino acids.
AUUGUGGACUCUGGGAGCGUUCAGGAAGGCAGAGAGCAGAUUUCCUGUUCAGACCCUACCUCAAAAAAAGGAAAACCUUAAGGGAGCAGGAGAACGAGGGGACGAGAGAGGAGAGACGGGAUGAGAGAGGGAGGGUCAGUUAUGUGUUAAGCGGAGGAGAAAACACAGGCUGUAAUUUCUCUCCCCUCCCUGGAGCAGGAAAAAAAAAAAGAAAAAAGUUUGAAGCCUUGUUUCUUGACCAUGAGUCACAGUAAAAUAUGGACGAGCUGAGAGGAACAGAGACGAGGCGGAGGAGAGAAAACGAGAAGCUCUCGAGGUCCAGCUGAGAAGAAAGUUUGAAGAGGAAGACGUAGAGAGGGGAGAAAGACGAGGGUCAGGAGGGGCUGAGGAGUGAAAACCGCCUACAGGAAACCGACUCACUGAGUCUCUGAGUUACUUUUUCUCUCUGCUUUUGUGUCUCUCUGGCUGAACAGAGGAGAGAAAAAAGUGUCCGAUGUGGGGAGUGACGUCAGCCUGGUGCCGCUGAGCUCCAGAAUUCCUCUCCCACUCCAAGACUCCGGACUCUCGGCCACCAUGUGAGCCCGAUGUGACUUUUUUGUUCCAGAAUCUGUUUUUCUUUUUUUUUUAUUUUAUUUUCUUCUUGGCUCUGUAUUUUCUCUCGGCUUCAGCGCUCGUUCUUUCUGAUCUGGAUAAAACCUUGAGCUCCUGAUGAAGAAUAAAGCUGCCAAGCAGAAGUCCAAGAGGAAAGGAAGUGAAAAUGCGUUCGGCUGUGACUUGACCGAGCACCUCCAGAACUCGGGACAUGAUGUUCCUCAGGUUCUGAAGACGUGUGCGGAGUUUAUUGAGAAGCACGGCAUCGUUGACGGAAUCUAUAGACUCUCAGGAAUCACCUCCAACAUCCAGCGCCUAAGGCAGGAGUUCAACUCGGAGCAGUGUCCCGACCUCACUAAGGAAGUGUAUCUGCAGGACAUCCACUGCGUCGGCUCGCUGUGUAAGCUGUAUUUCAGGGAGCUGCCCAACCCGCUGCUCACCUACGAACUCUACCAGAAAUUCACGGACGCCGUGUCGGUGAAAGAGGAACAUGAGCAGCUCAGGAACGUGCAGCGCGUCAUUGAAGAGCUUCCCAUCGCCCACUUCAGAACUCUGGAGUACUUGGCGAAGCACCUGGCUCACCUGGCCACCCUCAGCCACCAGACCAACAUGCACACACGCAACCUGGCCCUGGUGUGGGCUCCUAACCUGCUCCGCUCGAAGGAGAUCGAGGUGUCGGCGUGUAACGGUGACGAGGCGUUUCUGGAGGUUCGGGUUCAGCAGUCGGUGGUGGAGUUCAUCCUGAAUCACACGGAGCAGAUCUUUAACCCCGGAGCCGAUCCUCCAAAACCCCUGAAAGAAGGUGCGGCUGUAACGUGUGUGGAGAAGUACGCUACGCUGCCGGCAGUGAGUCAGUGUCCACCGAUGAAGCUGAUGAGUCUGGAGGAAGCUCAGGCUCGAUCGCUCGCUCCCAAUCACCCGGCGAGGACCGAGCGACUCCGAGAGAACAGCCUUCCCGACACGAGCACCGCCGGCAUGUACCACACCGUUCUAGAGCUUAGUGAGAGCAAGAGGAAAUUCUCUGGAAAGUCGAAGAAGUGGAAGUCCAUCUUCAGUCUGGGUCGAUCCGUCGGUGACGGCAAGGGGAAGCUGAGUCGCAAUGGGAGCGUGUUCAUGAGAGCGCAGAACGUCUCAGAAAAGACUGGGAUACGGCCGUCCAAGAGCAUGGACUCCCUCUGCUCUCAGCCAACAGAUGAUGAUAAAGCCGUGUCAACAGGAGGAAAAAAUGGCUUCUUCGCUCCUGUGGUGAAAUCCCGAACCCUGGGUUCGGAUAUCAACUACGAUACUAAUGAACAGGAUCCUAACUGGGAAUUUGAAUUACGAAAAGCCAGCGGUGAAACCGGGAACAGUCCGAGCGUGAAGACAGUCCGAGGGACUCAAAACACCUCGUCGUCGUCUUCUCCAUCUUCAUCGUCUUCCACUUCAUCUCCGUUACAGCGUGCUCUUCCUGAGCAGUUGAAGGUGUUCAAAGGGGACGAGUUGUCCACGUGCCGGCCCACAUCCCCGAAAAACCGCCGGAUGUUGUAUUCCGGUUCCUCGCACAACGGUUCGUCAAGGCCAUCUUUUCCAGGCAGCUUGUUCCCGUUGGAGUCGUCGCCGAGGCAUCAACGUAAGGCGCUCAACAUCUCGGAGCCGUUUGCGGUGUCCGUGCCAUUGCGCGUGUCAGCGGUCAUCAGUUCCAACAGCACCCCCUGCAGGGUGGCAGGGAAAGAGCGGGAACGCAGUUUGGGAAGCUUGGGUAGUGCUAGCUUUAGAGAGCCACUCCCCAGCAACAGUGGGAGCUUUGAUUUCCGAGACAGGGAGAGACUAUUUGGGGGCAGAGAGAACCCGCUCGGCAACAGCGGAGGAUACGGUAUCUAUAGCAACAGCAGCUCCGUCCCCACAGAGGAGAGUCAAAUGAAUGAGAGGAGCACCGGGGUGGUCCCCUCCGAAACAGCAGCACAGAGCAGUGAUGUGGAGGUAAAGCCUCGUGUAGAAAUGUCAGAGAACUUAAUGCCAUCUCAGUCUAAAGCAACAGAAAACCAUAAAGAAAUGCCUCAAUCCUCUGGGAAAGAACUGGAUGCCUCAUCAGGGCAGCUCACUGAGCCAAAAAAACUGGACCAACUGGAUGCAGAAUCGAUCAAUCCAGAGCUGUGGUCUGAUCAUGAGCUCAGGAUCACCGAGUCCGAAACAAACGUUUCGAAUGACCAAUUGAAAACCAGUGGCUCUAUGAGCAAAAUCACUGGACAUGAUGGUGCUCUGAAUCUUACUGUUCAAGCUAAAAGAAGAAGCAGUUUACCUACUCAUCCAGUGUCUUCGAAGGGACACUUCAAAGACAUCAUAAACAGUCUCAUGAUGGACCGUUCAGGUGCUACACUUUUUAACACCACGUCAAGGCUUUCGCCGGAAACGCCAUCCUCACACGACUUUGACUGGAAUUACUUAGACGCUGAUAAAAAGGAUCACAAGAGCUUGGAUUCGUUUGAGUCAUUGGACAUUCUGGCAAACAAGCUGCAGCUCUCACCCUUCCUUCAUUUGAAGGAGACAGAUAUCCUCCAAGAUGCUGAUCCCUGGCCUUCUUCACCUGAAGAUCCUUCAGCCAAGGAAAGGAAUGACGCCGUUGCUUAUGGUAGUAGUCUUGAUAACAAACCAUGUGGCAAAAUUCCUGGUUUGUCUACAGACAAGAAUAUAGAUUUACCAAAGGACCAUGAUGACAGUAAAAAUGACAAGAAGAAAACUAACAGUAUCAGCAUUAAUUUAACAACCAAAGUAAAAAGUAACAUUGAAAGGCUUUCGAAAUGCUUGGACGAGAGACGCCUCACUAUAGAAAUCCCAAGCCAAGAUGAUGAUGAUAUUUGGGGGAGUCAUUUGGCAGGAUUGGAUCAAGUGGAGCCCUGGGAAGACUUCAGCACUGCCAAACAGUGGGUCACAAGCCCACUCCACUCAACAAAACUGGAAGAUCUUUUCCCUCUGUUUAAAACACCAGUGCCAGCUUCAGGAGCUGAAAUCAAAACAUCUACCCAGUUGAGCAUCAAUCACUUGCAAAAAGACAAGAAGAUUGUAGAUGAAGAACCUCCAUCAGGGAAAGUACCAGAAAAUACAGCCAUAACCCGUGAACCUGGUCUCGAUCUCUCUUCCAAAGUGAAAAAGGCAGAUGAAUCGGGUUGUGAAAAUAUAACUGAGCCCUUACUUGGUGAUAACUUUGAAGAUCCUGGAGAGAAAGCAGAGACGAAACAGGACCUUCCACAGCCUGUACAAGCCAAGACUACCAUUAACCAAGAGGAGACUAACAGAAUCUCAAAGAGAAACAGUGGUGCUUCAAAACCAAAGACUUCUGGCUUUUCCCAAAGAUUUCACAGACAGGUGUCUCACGAGCCCUGCAUCGCAGAGAGGAAUGAGGAAAACAUUGCUCCAAAACACAGACCAUACUCCCUUAACCUGGAUUUGGGGAGCCGGUGCAUCAGAGACAUCUCAAAUCAGCAGAACCUUGAUCUUGCAGAUCAUUCCUCUUUGCAGAGGGGGGCAAUAACCCCUUCUGGAACAAAGCAUGAUGGGUUGUCUCUGGAACUGGAGAUGUUCCUAAGGGACCGUCAAGCACCUAUGCGACGCAACUCUGCGCCGGUUAGUGUGUCUUCAGUGCGCACUGCGUUCAUGAUCAAAACUUGUCAGGCCAAAGCGGUGCCUGUUAUACCUCCGAAAGUCCAGUACAGCCACAUACCACAUCUGGUUCAUCCGGAGAAGGGCAGCCAUGAGCAAGACAAGAGGGAAAGUGGACCUGAGAAGAUCAAAGUAGAGAAAGCAGAUUCUUUACCUCCUCUCCAGGCAAUAAAAGAUUCCAAAGAGGAAAGGGAAAACUGCAAGCCGGUCACAAGGAUCCAAAGACAGGCGUCCAUGGAAAAAACGCCAGAGAUGUGCAAGGCAGCGCCUGCCCCUGAGUUUCCAGUACUGAGGAGGAAGCGGUCUGCCAAUGGGGACUCCUUUAUGGACUGUUCCAGACCAGAAAGAUCUACUUUACUUCAAAGGUCUUCCUUCCGGAAUCGUCCAAGGCCUCAGAGCCUGAUUCUCUUUAGUCCUCCCUUUCCUAUCAUGGACUAUCACCCAGCGGGGGAUGACGGAAAACUUGUCCUGUCACCCAUCAAGAGUCCUGCUGAAACACCUCCUCUUGAAGUCCUCACUAAGGAGCUCACAGAGAACCUUAAAACCCCUGAUGGGGUCACCCUACGAAACAAGAUGACUUUGCCCAAGAGUGGACAGAGAUUGGAAACCUCUACAAGCUGCUUUUACCAGCCCCAGAGGAGGUCUAUGAUUUUCGACAACAGGAGCGGUCGGCAGAUCGAGUGAGCCGUAUGUUAGACUCGUGAAUGUUCACAUCAUAGCUAGAGAACAGUUGCUGAAUGUAAUAAGUUUCUGUUUAUUUUCUGCACCAUAUUCUUCUUGCUGACCAAACAAUCUCAACUAACAAGGUGCCAUUUAAUUCUACAGGCGAUAAAUGUAGAACUUUUUUUUUUGUAAAAUGCUGCUGCUAAGGAACUUUUUCACAUCAAGGAGCCCUUGAAGAUAAACAAAAACCAUUUUUUAGUGAAGUAGCAUUAAAAAUAUGUUUAGUGCUAACUGCUGUACAUUUCGAAAUAGUGAAGAUGGUGAAGAUGAAGUUCCACUGAAUUACAAAGAAGCGUUACACGGAUCAAGUAAUCAAAUAAUUCAGGGGAUUUUUGUUGUUCGGGUCAGAUUUCUAAAUAGUAUUAAAUCCUGCAAUGUGUUUAUUUAAUUCUUACUUUUAUAUCCAUUUCAGGGAUUAUGGGAUGGAAGCCAAAAUCCGAUUGGAUAACUGAUAACUGAAAUUGAAUGGAAUGAUAAAAAAAAAAUUCUGCUUAUAGUCUUAUGUCAUGUUGGUGUUUUAAGAGAGAAAAACAGGGAGAAAAAGAAAAAGGCAUUUUUUUUCCUUUUUAUCUGCCGUGAAGUAAAUAUGGGAUGUGGCAAUACAUCAGAUAUGCAGUGUUGUAACAAUGGUGCAAUUAAUAUCUAUGGUGUCACUGCAUAGAUUUACAUAAAACCUUGAAGUCUUGAUUCAUAAUCUUUAUUUUAUAUUUUAUUUUUGUUUAUUGUUCACUACUUCAUCUAGCAUCUUCAUCUUGGAAUAUUCGACUUGUACAGUCUAGCUUUAACUGACACAAAUGGCUUGUCAUCAUGACACCAUCAAGGACAGCUUAUAAAUGUUGAAUGCCCACAUAAAAUAUGCACAAUGUGAUAAACGCCUUUUCAUAGAGGUUACGUAACCAGAAAAAAAACCUUGGUGGCACCGUUUUGAUGCAUAUUUUUAAAAAUCCAUGAAAAAAAAAAAAAACAUAAAAUAAAAUGAAAAUGCUGCCCAAAAAAAAAAAAAAAAAAAAAUGCUGGCUACAUUAACCACCUCCUUCCAAAUGGAGCACAGGAGUCGGGACGAUGUUCUGAAGUUUCCACGACAACAAUAUCGUGUGUGCUUAUUGUUACCGUAUAUUGUGUGAUAUAAUGUAAUACUGGGACAUGAAGUGUCGCCAUUUAAAAUAAAUAUCUAUAAGAAAGAUGUUAUUGAUUGUACAAAAAAAAAAUGCCUGAAAAUUCAUCAAGUGUGUAUUUAUUUAUGCAAUUUGGGUCUCAUGACAUUCAGUUUGUGUUGAGAAUAUCACUGUUGUAUAAAACGACUUGUUACAGCUGCAAAUCUAGAUCCUGGGGUAGUUGUUAGUACAGUUGUCUGAAGGACACCCAUUUAGCUUUGUGUAGAUUAGUGUAUAAAGAUAAGAUUUUUGCUGGGAUAAGGCUUGCUUUGAAUUAGUUGGUUGGUAUCUGGAAGUAGAUGUUUUGUUUGAGAGAAACAGAAUGAUGAAAAGCUGAAGAACGUGAAGGUUCUGAAACUGAUUUGAACACGCUCUCAUCUGCUUCACGGCUUAAUGCUGCAAUCCAUUGUACUCGGAGUUAUGACCUAAACACGUUCCAGUGCUUCGACACGGAAAAAAACACGGAUUCCCAGACCAUAAUCAUAUUUGUAUGGCUAGUCUCUGAAUCUGAAGAACAUGAUCUGUCACUAUGAUUGCGUUAGACUGAAAUAAACAGAAUUAUGUUACAAAUCUAAACUUACAAAGCUGUUAAAACAUCUUUUCACAACACAAAAGCUACGUAUCACGUAAAAUCUGAUGCAAAAGGAAAUCUGUUUACUGUUGACUGUGUGUGCCGCCACGUUGUUCUGAAGUCAGGAGUGUUUAUGUCGGAGAACUUGGGCUAGGUGGAUGUAGUCCAAAUCUCCGACUGGGAAUCCCAAGUCCAGCGACUGCUCCGUUGUACUUUUCAGGUUCUUCUGCGUACAAUGGAUUACAGCAAAAGGGUGGUUAAAUUACUGUCAGUUCGAGUGAAGUUUGUUGAGAUGAGAUUUCAGGAAAUGAUGGUGUGUUUAAUCCGUACAUACGUGUCAACAUGGGAAUAUUGAAUCUUAUAUGGAAUAAUAUGAAAUUAGCUAAUUAGCACAGAGAGUACGACUCGGCAAGGAAAAUGCUGAGGCCGAGUUUAAAAAUCUGCUCUUGUGCUGUAAGUCGAUGAGGGCGUGUUAAAAAUACAGUUUUAAACAUAUUGGAUGUUUCAGAGAAAGAGAUGAAGCACAAAUGUACAUUCUAUAUGUUGGAGUGUAUGGAGACAAAAAGAAAGAAAUUUUAUGUUGUCAAUAACUGUAACCAAAGAACACUAACUUUGUAAUGUAUUUUUUUUUUUAUUGCUUAAACUGGAUUUAUUAUAUGUAUCCACUGUAAACAACAC